Molecule: messenger RNA, 2166 nt
Organism: Guillardia theta CCMP2712
Lineage: Eukaryota; Cryptophyceae; Pyrenomonadales; Geminigeraceae
Exons: 12
Coding region: 1-2166 (721 amino acids)
Cellular component (GO): mitochondrion
Molecular function (GO): ATP binding; propionyl-CoA carboxylase activity; metal ion binding
Source: RefSeq, a predicted model, not a curated record
AUGCAGUCGGCAAGCGGAAUGCGAAGUCUCAGCGUCCUAUCGUCCAGAGUGCUCAACUGGUCUCUCGGCAAUAGAAGUUUCUCUGUCUCAGCGGAAAAACCUCCGUUCGACAAGAUCCUGAUUGCGAACAGAGGUGAAAUAGCAUGCAGAGUUGCCAAGACUGCGAGACGGAUGGGAAUCAAAACGGUUGCGAUCUACUCGGAAGCAGAUGCAAGGGCUGUGCAUGUGAAGGCUUGUGAUGAAGCAGUCUGUGUUGGACCUGCCGCAUCUUCGCAGUCUUAUCUGAACAUAGAUGCCAUCGUUGAAGCCAUGAAGUUGACAGGCGCACAGGCUGUACACCCUGGUUACGGUUUUUUGUCUGAGAAUGCAGGCUUUGCUGAGAGGCUGGAGAAGGAGGGACUGGUUUUCAUAGGCCCGGGUCCCUUCUCUAUUCGGUCCAUGGGAGACAAGAUCGAGUCCAAGAAGCUGGCGAUUCAGGCGGGGGUCAACACGAUUCCUGGUCAACUUGGCCUCAUCUUGACAGAAAGCGACGCAGUGCGAGUUUCGAAAGCGAUCGGUUAUCCCGUGAUGAUCAAAGCUUCUGCUGGGGGGGGAGGAAAGGGCAUGCGUAUUGCGCAUAAUGACGCAGAGGCGGCCGAAGGUUUCCGCCUGUCAAAAGCUGAGGCUUCAGCUUCCUUCGGUGAUGACAGGAUCUUCAUAGAGAAGUUUGUUCAACAACCACGACACAUUGAGAUUCAGAUCAUCGCAGAUAAGCAUGGGAAUGUCCUCUACUUGCCGGAGCGAGAGUGCUCGAUUCAGAGGCGAAACCAGAAAGUCAUUGAAGAGGCGCCAAGUCCCUUCCUGGAUGAGCAAACUUGGCGUGCGAUGGGAGAACAAGCAGUUUCGCUAGCUAAAGCCGUUCAUUAUCACUCAGCUGGAACGGUGGAGAUGAUGGUGGAUGGGGAUCGCAACUUCUAUUUCCUUGAGAUGAACACAAGAUUGCAGGUCGAACAUCCAGUGACAGAAUUAGUGACAGGGUUCGACCUGGUUGAAAUGAUGAUUCGCGUAGCAGCAGGAGAGAAACUCAAGAUACAUCAAGAUGAGAUCAGACCUAAGGGAUGGGCCAUGGAAUCAAGAAUUUAUGCUGAAGAUUCCCUGAGGAACUUCCUCCCAUCGGUCGGAGUACUCCAUCGAUACAUCCCUCCUGAGGAGUACGAAGACGAGACCGGCGUUGUUCGCAUUGAUGCAGGCGUCGAGGAAGGGAGUGAGAUUAGCAUUCAUUACGACCCAAUGAUAGGAAAACUUGUCACGCACGCUCCAACUCGGAUUGAAGCGAUCAACAAGAUGAAGACGGCACUGGACGCCUUCGUCGUCAAAGGAGUUCGUUGCAACAUCAACUUUGUGAGAGAUGUGAUGGAUAAUCCUCGAUUCAUGUCGGGCGAUCUCACAACUCACUUUAUUGCUCAAGAAUAUCCUCCCCCUGGUUUCCGAGGGCAUGUGUUGACGGAGCUGGAAGGAAACGAACUGAGCGCCAUCGCUGCGAUGCUUCACAUGCAGCACAAGCAGCAGGCGAGUGCUCCCGUCUAUAGGCGUUCAGACGUGAUGUCGCCCGACCACAUCAUCGGCGAGCAGGAACUGGUUGUGACGAUCGAGGGGACUGUGGGAGAAGUCGUGAAGAAACGACUGCACAUUGCGGCCAGGCGUCCCAAGCUUGGAGACGUCAUCUCCACUGAAUUCGUGAUCACCAUCCAAGACCGUGUCCCAAGAGUCCUCACAGCUGAUCUCCCCAGCAACUCGGGGUUGUACCUGGCCAAAUGCACUGAGACAGGGAUGGUAAGGAUCGUGCAGGCUUUUGAGAAGACAAACUCGGGUUAUAUCCUCUCCAUGUCCGGGAGCCCAUACAAGAUCACCAUUCGCUCGGAGAGGCUCGAAGAACUGUCCAAGUACAUGCCAGUCAAGGUGGAAGUCGAUCAUUCUUCACAUCUCUGCACGCCGAUGCCCGGCAAGCUCCACUCCAUCGCCGUCAAAGAGGGCGAAAGUGUGAUAGCCGGGCAGGAGAUCUGUGUCGUCGAAGCGAUGAAGAUGCAGAACGUCUUGCGGGCGCCCAAGGACUCGACGGUCAAGAAGAUUCAUGCGAAAGUCGGACAGAACCUGGCGCUGGAUGAGUGCAUCAUGGAGUUCGAGUAG